This is a messenger RNA of Entrophospora candida, 762 nucleotides long. The record is from the annotation of a GenBank genome assembly. Lineage: Eukaryota; Fungi; Glomeromycota; Glomeromycetes; Entrophosporales; Entrophosporaceae.
GUAAAUGAAGAGAUUAUCUACCAUCGCACUGCAUGUGCAGUUCUUAAGUAUGAUAAUUCAGGAUGGCAGUGGCUUGUUACACUUCUUCAACAGACUCCAAAAGAAUUAGGGUGGAGAGAGUCAGAAAUUUCUUACAAUAAUAAUUCUGAUUGCAUUAAACUUCUAAAAUGGCUAGGACAUGGAAGAACUGCACAGGUCUUUGAGGGGAUUGUUUUAAAGGGACAGCAUGCAGAUCACAGGAUUGCAGUAAAGAUUGCACGAAAUUCAAUGUGUAAAAAGAUCAAAGAAGAAGUGGAGAUUCUUACGACAUUGAAGGGAAGUGAUGAUUUAGAUAGAAUAAUUAACAUCAUACAAAAUGUUCAUGCACAAGGUAUUGUGCAUCGGGAUCUUCGUAGGUGUAAUAUCCUCAGAGAUAGGGAUACUGGAACUGUCCACGUUAUGGAUUGGGGGUAUGCUGUAAAUAUUAUUAACCUUUCAUUACCAUUUGCUGGUGGACUUGACUGUGCAUCAGAUUUAGUGUUGGAAUCAGUGAGGGAUAGAAAGGAGAUUGUUUAUCAGAAGUCAGAUGAUUUAAUUAGUCUAUUGAGAAGUUUUUACUUGGUUUUACAUAGACAGGUUGAUUCAGUUGCACUUCCUCUAGGAAAUACAAAUUGUCAAGAGUAUGCUAGUAGAAUGUUAGAUUUUUGGAAAAUCCAUGGGAAAUCCAACUUAUGGAAGGAGCUAUUUGAACUUGCUAGAAAUUGUGAUUAUGAAGGGUUGAAG